UCUGCCUCUUUUCUCUGCGUCUGCCUUAUCUUUACCUCAGCAGUGAGUCGGGGCCACAGCUCCCAUGCGCUCUACACUCUUAAAAACUUCUCUUUCUUUUGGAUAAAUGGAGACAACCUGAGCUUUGAGGAUUUAAGGUGGAACAACCGGUUUUGUGAAUAUACAAAAAAAAAAGAAAAAAGAAAAGCAAUCAAAAGAAGCUAGACUACCACACCUUUAGGCCAAGUUUGAUUUCCUUUGGACUCUUCUGACUUCAUAUCAGGUAGUCAGAGAUGGAGAACGGCACAUUUGAUGAUGUGGAGGCCUUGUGGGAAAAGGUGGAGUGCAAACGCUAUGAACUGUGUCGCAUCAUCUCCCCGGCAAAGCUCACUCCCUACCUCCGUCAGUGCAAAGUCCUGGAUGAACAGGACGAGGAUGAGAUUCUCAACUCCAUGCUGCUGGUCUCCAAAGCAAACCGCACAAGCCGUCUACUUGACAUCCUCCACACUAAAGGAGAACGGGGUUAUGUGGCAUUUCUGGAAAGUCUAGAGUUUUACUACCCCGACCCCUACAAGCUUGUCACAGGGAAAGAUCCCACACGACGCUUCUCCACCAUCGUAGUGGAGGAAGGUCAUGAGGGUCUGACCCACUUUCUGAUGAAUGAAGUGAUGAAACUCCAGCAGCAGUCCAAAGCAAAAACCCUGCAGCAGGUUGAGCUCUGCAGGAAGAACUGCACGCUGGAAGAUGAGCAAAAGAAGCUACAACUAGCCAAUCAGGAGCUUCAGGCCUUUCAGCAGAGGUACAAUAAGUUAAAAGAAGAAAGAAAUACCUACAGUGAUGAGCUGCUGAGAGUAAAGGAUGAAAACUACAAACUGGCCAUGAGAUAUGCCGCGCUGAGUGAGGAGAAGAACCUGGCUGUGAUGAGGAGCCGAGACCUGCAGCUAGAGAUCGAUCAGCUGAAGCACCGGCUGAACAAGGUGGAGGAGGAAUGCAAAAUGGAGAGGAGGCAGAGUCUCAAACUGAAGAAUGACAUUGAGAACCGGCCAAAGAGAGAGCAGAUCUUUGAGCUAGAAAGAGAGAAUGAGAUGCUUAAGAUCAAACUACAGGAGCUACAGUCCAUCAUACAGCCUGGCCCCUUACCUGAAUCAGACAAGGCCAUCCUUGACAUUUUGGAGCAUGACAGACAGGAAGCACUAGAAGAUAGACAGGAUCUGGUCAACCGCCUCUACAACCUGCAUGAAGAAGUCAGACAGGCAGAGGAACUACGAGAUAAGUAUCUGGAGGAGAAGGAGGAUCUAGAACUGAGGUGCUCCACACUGCAGAAGGACUGUGAGAUGUAUCGGAAUCGCAUGGACACCAUCAGCAUCCAGCUGGAAGAGGUGGAGAAGGAGAGGGACCAGGCGUUUCGAGCCAGGGACGACGCCCAGCACCAGUUUUCUCAGAGUCUCAUUGACAAAGACAAAUAUCGCAAGCAGAUUAGAGAGCUGGAGGAGAGGAGUGAUGAACUCAAUAUUGAGAUUGUACGCAAAGAAGCCAGGCUCGUCACCCUGGAGUGUCGCCUCAGACGGCUGUCCAAAGACAUUGUCCAGGAAUCGAGUCUACCAAGGGGUCUACCUCCAACCAUCAUCUCUCAGGUGGGGGAGUUUAAACCUGUGCAGGGUCAAUCAGAAUGGUCUAGCGAUGAGUCACCCGAGGAAAAGUUCUUAUCUGAGAAAUCCCGCCUCAAACGCCGACCUAAUCUAAAAGCUGGGAACAGAGUAAAGUCUCCAGUCGGUGUACCCAAAGACCUUCAAUCCAACUCAGUGGCAAGUCAACCAACAGCUUCAGCCCCAGUUACCAGAGGAGAUUUUCUGGAGAUUCAGAUGCCAAACUUGCAAUACAAAAGCAACUCACUCCCUCCCUCCCCCAGCAUUCCGAUGUCUCCCACUUAUCCUACCUCUUCAGCUCUCCCGUUCUCACCUUCCCCAUGCACCUCUCCACUCCCGUUCCCAAAUGGAGACCAGUCGAGUAGGCCAAUUUUGGUACGUUACCGUAACGACAGCAUAGUGUCGAUGGUCGCUGAGCCACCUGAGAAGGCAUCGCUGUACCGCAGAGAGAGGGAGAAGGAACAUGAUUUCCAGCCCCGCAACCUCUCAGACUUUGAUAGUGACAACAUGGAAAUGGAUCUGGAGGAUGAAGUGCAGCGGGGUCCACCUUCUGUCCACUCAUCCUCUUCCUCCCAUCAGUCAGAAGGGAUGGACACUUACGACCUAGAGCAGGUCAACAAUAUCUUCAGGAAACUUUCACUGGAGAGGCCAUUUCGUCCGUCUCUGUCCUCCUUCUCUAGAAUCAGCUCCUCCCUGAAGCCGGUGCAGGAGCUUUCGUUGUUAGGCGACAACCUGCUGAAGGACAUCACACUUGUUGGCGGCAAUGACAGAGGGAUUUUCGUCUCGUCUGUGCAGCCGGGCUCUGCCGCUGAGAAGGCAGGGCUACGAGAGGGCCACCGCCUCCUGUUGCUUGAGGGGUGCAUACGUGGGGAAAACCAAAGCAUUUCACUGGAUACCAGCACUCAGGAGGAAGCCCACUGGUCACUGCAGCGCUGCUCUGGACCAGUCACACUGCAUUAUCGAGCCAACUUUGACUCUUUUCUUGGUCUCCAGAGGGCUCUAGCGGAUGGCACGUUAGCUUCUGGUGACUCAUUCCACAUACGCGUCAACCUCAAUAUCUCUGAACAGUCAGACAGCUGCUCCUUGUCUGUGCGCUGUGACGAGGUGGUGCAUGUUCUGGACACCAGGCACCAGGGCCGCUGCGAGUGGCUGUGCGCCCGUGUGGAUCCCUACACUGGCAAUGACCAGGCAGACCGCGGCACUCUACCCAGCUACUCACGAGCCCAGCAGCUGCUCCUGGUAAAGAUUCAGAAGUUAGUGUAUCGAGGGGGGAAAGAAGAAAACGAAAUGUUCCGUAACAGCAGGAACGUUUUACAGACAGAAGAAGUUAGCCCGUCUCCUGAUCCUAAAGCUAGCCCACGCUUGUCUAGAGCCAGCAUCUUCCUCGCUCAGAUACUGCAGUUUGUCAGCAGGGUGGAUAUCAAGUACAAGCGAAUGAACAGCAACGAACGAGUGAGGAUCGUCAACUCAGGCAGCACAACACUACCGAGACAAGGCUUUGACAUGCUUAGACCAGAGGAUGCUGCCGACCCAGACAGUGAACUGAGCAGGAGUUUGAACCUGAUUCCCUACAGUCUUGUCACCCCUCAGCGGACCCAAAGAAGAAGACCAGUCUUGUUCAGUCCCACUGCUCUGGCCAAAACCAUUAUCCAGAAAAUACUUAAUAUGGGUGCAGCCAUGGACUUUACUAUCUGUAAACCAGAUAUCCUGUCCAAAGAGGAGUUUAAUCUCAAACAGAAUGUGGAGCCCUUCAUUCACUACAAGGAGAAACACACAACAAUCGAAUGUAUCACCCGAGAAAACAUAGAGGCCGUUGCUGCCAAGGGCAAACACUGCCUGCUGGAGGCUGAGCUGAGCUGCGUCAAGGACCUCCUGCGGAGAGAAAUCUACCCGAUUAUCAUCUACGUCAAGAUCUGUGAGAAAAAUGUCAAGAAGCUACGAAAGUUUUCUCUGCGUACGGAGUCUGAUGAGGAGUUUGUGAAGCUGUGCCGGGCAAAAGAGAAGGAGCUGGAGGGCAUCCCCUGCCUCUACGCCACCCUGGAGCCUGAGGCCUGGGCAGGGACGGACGACCUCAUCAAGGUCAUCAAAGACCGAAUACUGGAGGAGCAGAGGAAGACUGUAUGGGUGGAACAAGAACUCCUGUAGACACAGAUGUAGACAAUAGUUAGUACAUGAACAUACAUGUGUAGCUAAGUACAAAAAAACCACAAAACACAUCAUACAUUGUGUACAUCAUGCUUUCUUGCUCUUAUAUUUAUGCUCAGACUUAGAAUUCACAUGUGGACACAGAAAUUCUUUAAAUAAAUGCAUUAUGUAUUUUGUAAAUGUGCAUCCUUGAUUUAUAAAAAUAAACAAAUGGAAAGGAUAAAAGUUA
Molecule: messenger RNA, 3999 nt
Organism: Amphiprion ocellaris (clown anemonefish)
Lineage: Eukaryota; Metazoa; Chordata; Actinopteri; Pomacentridae
Gene: card11
Product: caspase recruitment domain family, member 11
Exons: 25
Coding region: 273-3770 (1165 amino acids)
Biological process (GO): regulation of apoptotic process
Molecular function (GO): protein binding
Source: RefSeq, a predicted model, not a curated record